GGCGCAGUUUGUCCAAUAUGUGCUGUAUCCUCGGCAAGGGGUAUGCGUCCGGUACUGACCGGGCAUUGAGCUGCCGGUAGUCCACGCAUAAGCGCCACUUGCCGUUCUUCUUCCGGGCUAGUACGAUCGGUGCACUGUGCGGACUGCGAGACGGCUCAAUACAUCCUUUCUUGAGUAGCUCAUCGAUUUCCGUGUCGAUAAUAGAUUGCAUUGCAGGGUUGCGCGGGAAGUACCGCUGUUUGAUGGGACGUUCGUCAGUCAUGAUGAUCCGGUGCUCUCCCACUGUGGCUACUCCGCUAAUAGUCUCGAAUUUUUGCAGUUCUUCGGCUAAAAAGUCGCGUAUGCGGGCUGCCUCAUCUUCGUGGUUGAGGUCCUCGUGUUCAAUUCUGUUGACCUUCUCCCUUGCGGACCGUCGUCUUGUAUGGCGCCUCCCUUUUCUGCUCCUUGGUCGGCGAUGGUUCGUCAUGGCGGGUGGUUGGGGGCCCUCGGUGCUUGGUGUUGGCUCGCUUGGUGUCGUCAACGUGGGUUGUAUAGGUGGCUCCGUCAAUACGACGCGGUGCACUCCGCAGGACACCGUAGCUCCCAUUCCCCCUAGUGUGUCCAGGCCCAAAAUGAUGUCGUCAAUUGCUCCAGGCAUGACAUGCAGAACGGCGUUGUGGAUAUUUGGUUCCUGGUACCAUCGGAUUCCUAUGGCCACAGUUAUCUUUUUGCCUCUCCCCAAGCUAACCAAUUGCUCCGCCACGCUGGCGGACACGAAACUUCUCGAGGCUCCUGUGUCGAUGACGGCUUCCGCGGGCGCUCCACCCAACGAGUUUUGGGCGUAGAGGCGGCCGCGUUCCUGGCUCAAAAUUAUUGGUUGUCCGGCGCUGUACUCGGGGGCUUCAUCGCGCCGGUCCCGGUGCGGUGGUGGCGGUCGUUGCUGAAAUGCCUGUCUCGGUUGGGGUGGUGACAUAAUGGUGUCGUCACCAACGUGCCUCGCUAUUUCUCGUCGGGCGGUUUCUGGGGCCCGCCGAUGGUUUUCGUAGAUGCUUUCGUAGUCUUCUGCGAGUGUGAGGAGUUCCGUCAAAGUGUUAAAAUCUCGCCGUUUGAUGUAGAGCAAGUACUCCGGGUGGCUAUUUCGAAAAAUCCUUUCCAGCCGUUGUUCCCUACUGUGACCCGCGUGUCGCAUCAGGUUUUGAAUCGCGAUCACGUAGUCCUUGAAUUUUCUCGCGGGCGCUGCCUCCGUUGCCUUAUGUCAUCUUCCAGGCGUUCAAAAUACCGGGCCGAUAGGAAAAAGUGCAGGAAAUCACGUUUGAAUGACGCCCAGUUAGUCCAAUGCUCGUUGUUGUUGCGGUACCAAUGGAGGGCGGUGCCACUUAGCAAUUCAGGCAUCGUCUUCGGUAAUAGGUCUACAUCUAAUGUGUAGACGCCGGCCAGCUCCUCUAAUCGUUCUACAAACGCCAACGGGUCGCGUCCUCCAUCGUACUUCACCGACCACUUGCGUACCUGGUCGAUGAUGGGCGCAAAGGUAACGGUAGGCACAUGGUUGCCGUUGUUUAGCACGUCAGCGUUUGGUGCGAUGGAUGUCGUUGGUGGUGGAUAUGUUAACUGGCGCUGCGUUGGCGGCCUAACGGGCACAUUAGCGGUUCUUUCGCCUUGAUUCACGGUUAACGGUAUCUUUGGUUCACUUUCGUCUCUCCAGUGGGCCUCCUGUUCGU
Rhagoletis zephyria (snowberry fruit fly) is the source of this 1697-nucleotide messenger RNA. RefSeq lists its product as uncharacterized. Lineage: Eukaryota; Metazoa; Arthropoda; Insecta; Diptera; Tephritidae. The record is from RefSeq and is a predicted model, not a curated record.